Messenger RNA from Triticum dicoccoides, 1056 nucleotides. Its product is annotated as dof zinc finger protein DOF3.6-like. Gene Ontology annotation, biological process: regulation of DNA-templated transcription. Bases 1 to 1056 code for a protein of 351 amino acids. The record is from RefSeq and is a predicted model, not a curated record. NCBI's taxonomy places the organism in Eukaryota, Viridiplantae, Streptophyta, Magnoliopsida, Poales, Poaceae. The transcript has 3 exons. Gene Ontology annotation, molecular function: DNA binding; DNA-binding transcription factor activity.
AUGAUCUUCCCUCCUGCCUUCCUAGAUUCAUCAAGCUGCUGGAACAUGAACCACGACCAGCUGCAGCUGCAGCAAAUCGGCCGCGGCCAGGGCAACAACACUCAUAUCACUACUGUUCCUUCACCUGCUGGUCAUGGUGAUGGAGGAGGCAACAACAACAAUCUGGAAGGAUUAAUGGCCGCGGCCAGGGCCGGAGGAGGUGGUGGUGAUGGUGGUGGCGGCAGCGGCGGUUCUGGAGAUGGUGAUGGUAACGGCGGUAGGGAUAGUAAGCAGAUGUCGAUGUCCGAGCGGGCGCGGCUGGCGCGGGUGCCGCAGCCACAGUCGCGGCUCAACUGCCCGCGCUGCGACUCCACCAACACCAAGUUCUGCUACUUCAACAACUACUCGCUCACCCAGCCCCGCCACUUCUGUCGUGCAUGCCGCCGCUACUGGACCCGCGGUGGCGCGCUCCGCAAUGUCCCCGUCGGCGGCAGGUACCGCCGGCAUGCCAAGCGCAGCGCCAAGCCCAAGGCGGCAUCGACCGCCUCCGGAGCCGGAGCAGGGACGACAUCAAUGACGCCUAAGCCUAACACCACUGGCACCACCACCUCGUCGCCCGCUCUCCAGUACUCCAUGUUCGGCAGCGCGCCCCCGCAAGGCCUGUUAAUUGACAGCUUCGACCCGGCGAGCCUUGGCCUAAGCUUCCCCGCUAAGCUGCACUUCGCCGAAGGCGGCGACUACACGGUGGAGAGCGACGUGCACCACCAGCAGCAGGGGGACGGCGGCGGCAUGGACGAGUGGGGGGCGGCGCAGAUGCAGAGCUUUCCUUUCCUGCAAGCCAUGGAUCACCAGAUGGGCGGGCCGCCAGCUGCGGCAAUGCCCACCACAAUGGCGGCGAUGCAGGACAUGUUCCACCUAGUGCCACAGAGUGGCGGCAAUGGCGACGACGGAGGACACCGCCACUUCCACCACCAUCAGCAGCAGGAUUACACAAGCAGCAGGGCCAUCUACGGAGACGUCGUCAAUGGCAAUGGCGGCGGUGACUACAAUUUCUAUUCCAGCACCAGCACCUGGUAA